Messenger RNA from Cucurbita moschata (crookneck pumpkin), 1933 nucleotides. RefSeq names its product protein SRG1-like. The record is from RefSeq and is a predicted model, not a curated record. The transcript has 4 exons. NCBI's taxonomy places the organism in Eukaryota, Viridiplantae, Streptophyta, Magnoliopsida, Cucurbitales, Cucurbitaceae. The coding region runs from base 429 to 1508 and encodes 359 amino acids.
GUGAGGUUGGAUGCGUCAAUGAUUCCACAUAGAAACAACAUUUCUCAUUGGAUUAAUUGAAAAAGUCCAACUUGUGGUAAAAGAAAAUUAUUUUAUUCAGAAUUUGAGCUUAUCCAUCUCCAAAAAACUCUACUUACAUGUUCUAGGUUAGUUUCAAUAUUUGGAAAACUUGAAAUUCAACCAUUGUGUGCUUCGUGGAUCCCACAAAGAAACAAAUUUCUCAUUGGAGUUGUAAAAUAAUCCAGCUUGAAGUUGCAAUGUUUAUUUUAUUUGGAUUUGGAGCUUGUUGAUCGACAGAAGCUAUCUGACAAAUUGAAAGGCAGCUGAACACUAGCUUUGUCUUAAUAGUUGCAUUGGGAACUCAGCUUUGUUAAAGAGUUGUAGAUAUAUGUGUGUUUAGAGGGAGCUACUGGGAGCUUUGUUGGGAGAUGGAGCCACAAGUAAUGAAGCUGCAGCUGAGAGAUUCUCUUCCGGUGCCUUGCGUUCAAGAGUUGGUCAAAAGCUCGCCGUCGACAGUUCCCCAUCGAUAUAUUCGCCCCGACCAAGAUCCUCCUUUUGAGUUCACAGACACUUCGACUCAAGUCCCUGUUAUUGACAUGCACAAGUUGCUGUCCUCCAACAAUUGUGAGGAUCCUGAACUUGCUAAGUUCCAUCAUGCUUGCAAAGAUUGGGGUUUCUUCCAGCUGAUAAAUCAUGGAGUGAGUGAUGUAUUGGUGGAGAGUAUGAAAUCAGGCAUUCAAGCACUCUUUAAUCUUCCAAUGGAAGAGAAGAGCAAGCUGUGGCAAAGACCAGGAGAUGUUGAAGGAUUUGGACAGAGCUUUGUUGUCUCUGAGGAGCAGAAGCUUAAUUGGGGAGAUCUCUUUGGACUUUUUAUGCUCCCCACUUACUUAAGGAAACCUCACUUGUUCCCCAACCUCCCUCUUCCAUUCAGAGAUGAUUUGGAUGCUUAUGCACUGGAGAUGAAAAAUCUAGCCAUGAAACUGCUUGAAUUAAUGGCGAAGGCACUGAAAAUGGAGAUUUGCGAGAUGAGAGAGGUGUUUGAAGAAGGAAUGAUGUCAACAAGAAUGAACUACUAUCCUCCAUGUCCUCAACCUGAACUUGUCAUUGGACUCAAUAACCAUUCUGAUGCAUCUGCCAUUACCAUUCUUCUUCAAGUCAAUGAAAUGGAAGGCCUCCAGAUAAGAAAGGAUGGGAGGUGGGUUCCUGUUAAGCCUCUCCCAAACGCCUUUGUUGUCAAUAUUGGAGACGUUAUGGAGAUUAUCACGAAUGGAACGUAUCGUAGCAUCGAGCAUCGUGCAACGGUGAACUCAGCGAAGGAGAGGCUCUCAGUGGCCAUGUUUUACAGCCCAAGAUUGGAUGGGGAGAUAGGUCCUGCCCCAAGCUUGGUCACUCCAGAAAGACCUGCCUUGUUUAAAACAAUUGGAGUCACAGAUUUCCUCAAAGGAUUCUUCACCAGGGAACUGAAUGGGAAGUCAUAUCUUGAUGUCAUGAGAAUCCAAAAGGAAUAGAUAUAAUCAAAACGGCUGCUUUGUUGUUGAUUUCUGAAACUUCAUAUAAUAGCUCUGCUUGGAAUAUAUUGCUACAAGAUGUUGUAUUGUUUUAAUACUGUUCUGAACAAAUCUGAGCGGGGAAGUGGUGGCGAUCCGAUGAAUACCCAGUUCAGAUUUUGAAGUAAAUGCAAGGGGGUGAGUGGGGUCUUCACUUUUUCCUGUUUUAUCAAAAUCAAUUCAAGAUUUGAAGAAAGUUGAAGUGGGAUUCUUCCGUUUUGAUCAAAAAGCAAACCCCAUUACAAAAUUGGAGAAGAAUCAAAGUGUAUAAGGUUGGUAUUUUACCUGUUUUGAUCCAAACUCAGUUCAGAUUUUGAAUAAAGAUGAAGUGGGUAAGUGGGUGUUCUACUAUCCUCAUCGAAACCCACUUCACAAUGUGGAACUAA